AUGAGGAGAAGAGAAGAAGGAGGACGGCAAAGGAAAGGAUGCGGGGGGAAGGAGCCUGAAGCAAAGAGGAAAAAGCCAAACAAGGAGGACAGUUCAUCAGGCUCUGACAAUGAAGAGGCACGUUUCCAGUCUACACAAAUAUCUUCACAGUUUGAAUUUGUCUGUGUGACACACCAGACAAAGGCCAACAAAGAUGAUGGGAAGAAAAAUGAAGAAAGGACAGGAGUCAAGAAAAAGGAUCUGGGUCUGGAUGUGAAGAAGUGUCUGGAAGCAUUAGAUGAGAUUGGUGCCCUUCAAGUCACAACUCAGCACCUGCAUAAACACAGUGAACUUAUUGGCACGCUCAAAAAGAUUCGCAGAUUCAAGGCCAGCCAGGACAUCAUGGACAAGGCCACCAUGCUGUAUAACAAGUUUAAGAGUAUGUUUCUGGUUGGAGAAGGUGACUGCGUGCUUAGCCAGGUGCUCAACAAGUCUUUAGCGGAACAGCGGCAGCACGAGGAAGCCAAGAAAGGAGCACUGAAGAGGGUGGAACAAGUCAAGGAAAACAACUCAGACAAAAUGACAAAUGGUGAUAUCAGCCCUGAAGAGAAGAAGCAGGAGACGGAGAGAGAGAAGCUUCCUGAGGACGCCUCAGUGGGAGAAAAUCACAGUGCCCCAAAAGCUCAGGAAGAGUCCACUUAAGUGUCGUACAUGCCUGAAGAGAAGACAUUUGCUGCUGUCCAA
Molecule: messenger RNA, 723 nt
Organism: Micropterus salmoides (largemouth bass)
Lineage: Eukaryota; Metazoa; Chordata; Actinopteri; Centrarchiformes; Centrarchidae
Product: PC4 and SFRS1-interacting protein-like
Exons: 7
Coding region: 1-681 (226 amino acids)
Source: RefSeq, a predicted model, not a curated record